GGAAAGAAAUCACUUUUAAGCGGAUUCUCUUGAACAAUUGCCAGGAGGCAUUUGAAGGUGCUGGCAAUCUGAGGGCAGAAAUUAGCAAGUUGACUGGUCCUGAACAAGAAAUGGAACGCAGGGAUAAGGAACGAUUGGUUAAGCUGCGAACUAUGGGGAACAUGCGCCUUAUCGGGGAACUUUUGAAGCAGAAGAUGGUGCCUGAAAAGAUUGUCCACCAUAUUGUUCAGGAAUUAUUGGGCAAUGACAGUAAAACUUGCCCAGCAGAAGAAAAUGUCGAGGCAAUAUGUCAAUUUUUCAACACCAUAGGCAAGCAACUGGAUGAAAACCCAAAAGCUCGGCGGGUUAAUGAUGUUUAUUUCAGCAGGUUGAAGGAGUUGACAACAAAUCCACAUCUUGCACCACGGUGUAGGUUCAUGGUUCGUGAUGUUCUUGAUCUUCGGGCUAACAGCUGGGUCCCUAGACGUGAAGAGGUUAAUUUUCCAUUUUAUUGAUUAAUUUGCGUUCUGUUAAUGAUUUUCUUUUGAAGAGAUGUCAUCUCACAUGUUAAAUAAUACACAUAUAGAAAUAUCUUAAAUUGGUAUAAUAAUUCUUUUGUGGGGAGUAUAGAUCAUAAAAAA
Populus euphratica (Euphrates poplar) is the source of this 620-nucleotide messenger RNA. RefSeq names its product eukaryotic translation initiation factor isoform 4G-2. The record is from RefSeq and is a predicted model, not a curated record. Gene Ontology annotation, cellular component: eukaryotic translation initiation factor 4F complex. NCBI's taxonomy places the organism in Eukaryota, Viridiplantae, Streptophyta, Magnoliopsida, Malpighiales, Salicaceae. Gene Ontology annotation, molecular function: translation initiation factor activity; protein binding; mRNA binding. The coding region runs from base 111 to 494 and encodes 127 amino acids. The transcript has 2 exons.